AAAUGCGGUGGGAGUUUUUUUUUUUCCUUCGCAAUACCAAAAUACAUGGUGCAAGCUAUGAGAAAUAAUUAAAAGUGAGAGGUUCUAGUACCUAUCAGGAUGGUGACAAUACUCACGAGAGGCUAGCGGUAAGCGGUUUCACGUAUAACGAUGAAAACUAUAGGCGAGUUUUGGGAAAUAAUUUAAAGCGGGAGGUUUUUGGUACAUAGCUGAAAAUGCAAGCGGCCAUAUAGAAGAAUACCUUCAUUCUCUUCUCUUCUAGGAAUCCAAACCGGUACAACCGCCGGUCCGGUCUGGUCCGGUUUGAAAACUCCGGAGUCUGUUAGAACACAAGCUCAUUUCAGUCUCCUCCCAAAAUCCGACCUCUUCCACCUUCGUCCAUCUCCGAAAACCCUAGAAAAGACAAACAUUAGAACAAAACCCAAGAAGAAGAAGAUCAAAACUUAGUUUUCCUCUCUCCAUCCAUGGCAGCAGCUACUUCGUCUCCAUCUCUCCAUCGUCUCCCAUCUUCCCCUCUCCAACGGCUCUCCACCUUCAAAGACCGCUCAUCUACUCUCCCUUCUAUCACCACCACCACCACCACCACAUCUACUCCGUCAUCUGCUUCUUCCUCCCCUCUCGACGCAUUCUCGUCCGAUCCCGUCUUCUCCGUUUUCCUCUCCCCCGACUUCGAUUCCACUCGCUUCUCCUCCCAAGCUCUCAGCUCCGGCUCCGCUGCCGCCCGUGCCGAGAAGCUCGAGGACGGCAUUCGCCUACUCGAGAAGCAGCUCCGUUCUGAAGUCCUCUCCCGCCAUGAUGACCUCCUCGCCCAGCUCUCCUCCCUCAAAGACGCCGAGUCCGCCCUCUCCGUCGUCCGAUCCGGCAUCUCCACCCUCCAAUCCUCCGUCCGCCGCAUCCGCCACGAGAUCGCCGAUCCCCACCGCCAGAUCCGUACCAAGACUGUCCAACUCUCCAACCUCCACGCCACUGCCGAGUUCCUUCAGUUCACUGUCCGCGUCGUCCGGCUUUCAAAGAAGCUCAAGGAUCUGAUGGCCUCUGCCGGGGCUGAGUCUGAGAGAUUGGACAUUGCCAAGGCGGCGCAGCUGCAUCGUGAGAUCGAGAGCAUGUGUAAGGAGAAUGGGCUCUCAGGGAUCUCGGUCAUUGACGAGGAGAUGGUGUGGCUGGCGGAGACUGGGACCCGGCUCCGUGCGGAGGGGAUGAAGGUUUUGGAUAGGGGUAUGGAGGGGUUGAAUCAGGCCGAGGUUGGCAGCGGUCUGCAAGUUUUCUACAAUUUGGGGGAAUUGCGAUCGACUGUGGACGGAUUGGUUAACAGGUACAAGAACCAGGCGGUGAAGAGCUUGAGUUCUGCUUUGGAUAUGAAAGCUAUAUCAGCGGCAUCAUCAGGGAAUUUUGGCCCGGGGGGGAUACACAGGAGUGGGACACCUCAGAUUGGUGGGGGGUCUAAAGCAAAGGAGGGGCUUUGGCAGAGGAUGGGAAGUUGUAUAGAUCAGCUGCAUUCGAUCAUGGUGGCUGUCUGGCACUUGCAGAGGGUACUGUUGAAGAAACGGGACCCAUUCACGCAUGCCCUGUUCCUUGACGAGGUCUUGCAGGAGGGUGAUCCUAUGCUAACAGAUCGAGUUUGGGAAGCACUUGUGAAAGCCUUUGCGAACCAAAUGAAGUCUGCUUUCACUGCAUCAAGUUUUGUCAAAGAAACAUUUACUUCAGGCUUCCCUAAACUCUUCACCAUGAUAGAGACUCUUCUUGAAAGGAUUUCACGGGACACUGAUGUCAAAGGGGUCCUCCCAGCUAUCACAUCAGAAGGAAAAGAUCAAAUGGUUGCUGCGAUUGACAUAUUCCAGACGGAAUUUAAGAAAGACUGCUUGCGCCGCCUUUCAGAUCUUGUUGAUAGUGUGUUUCCAGUAUCUGGUCGGGGAAGUAGUCCCUCAAAAGAGCAGAUCUCAAAAAUUAUUUUACGCAUUCAGGAAGAGAUUGAAGCUGUUGAACUAAAUGUGCACUUGACUCUCAUUGCCUUACGUGAAAUUGGCAAAGUCCUGAUCCUGCUGGGCCAAAGAGCUGAAUUCCAGAUAACUGCCGGUCCUGAGUCUCGUCAAGUAACAGGUCCUGCAACUCCGGCACAAGUGAAAAACUUUGCUCUAUGUCUACAUCUGCAAGAAGUUCACACACGCAUCUCAUCUAUGGUGUCUGGGUUACCAGAUUUUGCUGCAGAGGUCCUAUCUCCGUCUUUAGGUUUCAUAUACGGUGUUGCAUGUGACUCUGUGACCUCUGUAUUCCAAGCCAUGGUCGAUCGUCUUGAGGGUUGCAUCUUGCAAAUCCAUGACCAGAACUUUGGUGUUCUGGGUAUGGAUGCAGCUAUGGACAACAAUGCAUCAGCUUACAUGGAUGAAUUGCAGAAGUGUGUAGUUCACUUCCGCACUGAGUUCCUAUCAAGACUGUUGCCUUCAUCUCCAACACAUUCUGUCAAUACAAGUUCGGAAUCCAUAUGCAUGAGGCUUGUCAGGAAAAUGGCUUCUCGUGUUCUGAUUUUCUUUAUCAGGCAUGCUGCUCUCGUGAGACCUCUUUCAGAGUCUGGCAAGCUUCGGAUGGCAAGAGACAUGGCCGAGUUGGAGUUAGCAGUAGGUCAGAAUUUGUUCCCAGUAGAGCAGCUAGGUGCACCAUAUCGUGCCCUCCGUGCAUUUCGACCUGUUCUCUUCUUGGAAAUAUCUCAGUUGGGGGAAUCUCCGCUUCUCCAAGAUUUGCCACCAAGUGUCAUACUUCAUCACCUUUACUCACGAGGACCAGAUGAGUUGCAGUCACCGUUGCAGAGGAAUAGGCUUACAUCUUUGCAGUACUCACUGUGGUUGGAUUCACAAGGAGAGGAUCAGAUUUGGAAAGGCAUCAAAGUGACUCUUGAUGAUUACGCCGCAAAGGAGAGGGCACCUUCGAUAGUGUUGUUCUUGCCUUUGAUUUUGUCCUCUAUUGAUGCUAUGUAGGCAUCAUGCAGUCCAUGGCCCGAUCAGAUAUGCAUCCCACUGAAACCGCAGCAUGGAUUUUUUCCAGUCAUUUUUCUGGUCCGUCUGGCCCGAGCAUUGCAUGAUUGGAUGGAGAAUAGCUCUUUGCUAACUCUACUGGUAGAAGUUUCAGAGAUUUAUCAUUAGCUAGGUGUUUCCACGGACUUUUGUUGAUAUAAUCAAAGUUGCAUGGGUUCAGUGCAACGGUGCAGCAAAAUUGCUUUCAUACCAGGCUGUGACGGUUCCAGUACAGGUCUGCCAGGUCAGCUUAUGCUUGAUUCUCUUUUGGUUGUCUUUCCAAAUUCUUGCCCAGUAAUAGUAGAUAAGAUGAUGGAUAUAUGACCUGCUUGUGCUGGACUUCUGUCAGGGAGCAAUGGGUGAGAUUUUAACACAGUUUUCUUGUUAGCCU
Messenger RNA from Magnolia sinica, 3396 nucleotides. Its product is annotated as conserved oligomeric Golgi complex subunit 5-like. The coding region runs from base 465 to 2969 and encodes 834 amino acids. NCBI's taxonomy places the organism in Eukaryota, Viridiplantae, Streptophyta, Magnoliopsida, Magnoliales, Magnoliaceae. Gene Ontology annotation, cellular component: COG complex. The record is from RefSeq and is a predicted model, not a curated record. Gene Ontology annotation, biological process: intra-Golgi vesicle-mediated transport. The transcript is spliced from 5 exons.